Molecule: messenger RNA, 369 nt
Organism: Anas platyrhynchos (mallard)
Lineage: Eukaryota; Metazoa; Chordata; Aves; Anseriformes; Anatidae
Source: RefSeq, a predicted model, not a curated record
AUGGAGCGUUUACUGAAGCAGCGAUAUGAGAUCAAAUUUUGUGUAAAGCUUGGUAAAAUGGACAAAGAGACUCACGAUGUGAUUAAGGAGGCCUACGGUGAUGCUGCCAUGGGUAGAUCAGGUGUUUUUGAGUGGCACAAACUGUUCCGAGAAGGUAGGGAAAGAGUGGAAGACGACGACCGCUCCGGAUGCCCUUCAACCAUCAAGACCAACGAAAAUGUGUCGCGAGUGAAAAAUUUACUGAACCGUGAUCGCAGAAUGAGUAUCAGAAUGAUUGCUUAUGACUUGAGCAUUCCUCAAACCCAAGUUUUUGAGAUGGUGAAAGAAAACUUAGCCAUGAGGAAAGUAUGCACAAAGUUUUUGCCGUGA